GGGCCCCCUUCCCUCGUCAAGAUGCCAGUCAUGGUGGAGGACGUCAUGAACCUGCUGUGCUGUAUUUCGGAGGAGAGGAAAAUGCAAGCUGCAGUGAAACAUUCUGGGAAAGGAGCCAUGAUGGCCGGGGCGGCUGCUUUCCUUGGUGGUUUGGUGGGAGGUCCGCCAGGAAUAGCUGUAGGGGGCACAGUCGGUGGCCUGUUGGGUGCUUGGAUGACUAGUGGACAAUUUAAACCAAUUCCUCAGAUCAUCAUGGAACUGCCCCCCUCUGAGCAACGGAAGCUCUAUAACGAGGCCUUCGCCGUCAUCAGAAACUUAGACUGGAUGGACGCCGUCCAGUUGACCGCCCUGGUAAUGGGCAACAGCGCCCUUCAGCAAAAAUUGGCCUCGGUCGUCGUAAAUUAUCUCUCACGCGAGCUUAAAGCGGAAAUACGGUACGGAGACUAGCCCUUUCCGCUGGGUGCUCCCUCCUAUCCGGUGGAGGGGCUGACGGUUUGGAUGAGUUACUGGACUUAGAAGUAUAACGAGUAGUUGCUGCCGCUCUCUUGUCGCAAAUGCUGGAGUCCUCCAGGUCUGGGAAGAGUCCCGCCGGAGUGAUAUUCACAUUAUCUUGGCGUUUUCUUCAGACUGACCCCAAACGUCUAAUUUAAAUUGCCCUUUGGUUUCAUCAACGCAGUUCACUACCCCUGAAAGUGUAUUCGUGAAAGAAUUAGUUCCCGGCAACCGACGCUUGCGGAAACUCUUCUUGCUGUGAAGGAGGCUAGAACAAAGGGCUGUUUGCCGUUAGAAUCGGCGGUAGUUUUUUUUCAAAACCCUUCCGUCCUCCCAUGUGGAUGUUUGGAAAGGUUAUUGACCUCGUCUUUUUCUCUCUCCAACUUUUUGGGGGUGAGAAGCUAAGCUCCCCCCUCCGAGUUUGGGGAACUAAUGGGUUCAUUUCCUUCUGAUGCCCCAGUAACUCUCCUGGUUUACCACCAAAGGCCUCUGAAGUGUGUAAUCUCUUCACGCCCCCUUUAUCUUUGUUUGAUUGCCUCCUUCAAUACCUCCUUGAUUUUUGAGUUCGUAUCCUUUUAAAAUUGUCAACAUACUUGGAGGUUCUCCGGCACUGCUGUCAGUACCUGGAUUUUGGGCCUCCCAUUUCUCGGUUAUAAAAUUGGGGGUUAUCCCUGAAAAGUGCUUUUUACAUUAUUAAAUUUACUGUAGUGAUACUUAAAGUAGUGUUAUUUCUGAACCCCUUCUUAAGGGGCAUCAAGCAGUCCACUUGGCACCCGGAUGUGUGAAAUAAUGCUCGCUUUGCUAGUAGAACUGCAACUUUGCUUGAUGAAGAUUUGCCCUUUUCCAAGUUUUUUUUUGGGGGGGGGGAUGUGAUUCAUAGGGUUUCUUAACUAGAAAUAAAAAAGGGAUAAACAUGACAAAUCAGGAAAUUGUUUAUAUUGAAGGAUUCUGUAACCAGAGUCUCUGGUGGUUUAUCAGUGAAAAUUGCACUCUUCUAAGUUUGGUGUAGUAGAUAUUAAGGUAAUUAAUUGAGAAUUGUAUGACGUGAUCAAUAAACAUACUUUUGCCAUGCAUUUACCACUUACACAGAUAAGGUAUCAUUUGCAUUUGCAAAAAUCAUGUCCAAUAUUGCUCCUUGAACUCCUCCAAAAAUACGCUCAAUAGGCUUUGUGUCACUCCAUAGACCUGAAAUGUCCAUUUCACUUUUUUUCCCCAUUGUUGUAACAUGGCAAAGUUGCCUUUUCUGCAUAAAGGAAAACAUGCCGUUGUUGAGAGUGAAGCCAGAAUAAAAUCUUUUGCUUCAGGAAAUA
This is a messenger RNA of Tachyglossus aculeatus (Australian echidna), 1802 nucleotides long. RefSeq names its product chromosome 11 C19orf12 homolog (gene C11H19orf12). The coding region runs from base 22 to 447 and encodes 141 amino acids. Lineage: Eukaryota; Metazoa; Chordata; Mammalia; Monotremata; Tachyglossidae. The transcript has 2 exons. The record is from RefSeq and is a predicted model, not a curated record.